Messenger RNA from Telopea speciosissima, 2119 nucleotides. Its product is annotated as pentatricopeptide repeat-containing protein At2g15630, mitochondrial-like. The record is from RefSeq and is a predicted model, not a curated record. Gene Ontology annotation, molecular function: protein binding. The coding region runs from base 139 to 2076 and encodes 645 amino acids. NCBI's taxonomy places the organism in Eukaryota, Viridiplantae, Streptophyta, Magnoliopsida, Proteales, Proteaceae. The transcript is spliced from 2 exons.
GGACCGGUUCAAAAUAAUCAGAUUAACUCCAAAAGGCAAAACCCAGUUAAACCCUCCGGCGCCGGGUGCCACUAUCCUCCGCCCUCUUGUUGCUCUGUGCUAUGAUUUCUGCAACGCAACCAUCACUCCUGCCGGAAAAUGAGAAUCUACAGAGCUUUCAAUUUCCGAACUCUCAAACAGCGCAGACUCACGAACCUCGGUUCCACAAACCAAGGUCAGAUUUCUGCUCAUAUUUGUUCAAUCUCUCACCUAGAGGCUUCGUCACAAACCCUAGAUCAGCUCUCAAUCCCUCCUCCAGCCGUUGAUAGGAACGUCGAAGAAUACUUAGAAAAAGCAAUCUUAGAUUCUGAGUGGCAUUCAAUCGAACGGCUCUCUCCAAAUCUCACUCCGUCUGUGAUCUCUAAUGCCCUUUCUAAGCUCCGCGGAUCGCCUGACACUGUUCUAGCGUUAAUUGAGAAAUUAGGUUUUGAAUCCCUUGAUGUCAGAUGCCUUUGCCUCGCAGUGGGUGUAGUCUCUCGCCUUCCAUCGCCACAACCCGCUUUACAGCUCUUGAAGAGAGCAUUGGAAGGCGGUGUUGCAACGAACCAGGAACUUUUCGACGAGUUAGUGCGUGUUCGCGAGAACUUGAGCUUGUCCAGUUCAAUUGUUCUGGAUUUGCUGAUUCGGGCGUGUUGUGGAUUGAGGAGAGCAGAGCAAGCUCUCGAAUGUUUCUACUUGAUGAAGGAUCAGGGGAUUCUUCCCAAGAUUGAAACUUGUAAUGAGUUAUUGAGUUUGCUUUUGAAACUGAAUAAGACCGUCACGGCUUGGGCUCUGUAUGCUGAAAUGUUCAGGUUGAGGAUCCCUUCCACAGUCAUCACGUUCAACAUUAUGAUUAAUGUAUUGUGUAAGGAAGGAAAACUGAAGAAGGCUAAGGCUUUCAUUGGACACAUGAAAGGUCUGGGAUUUAAACCAACUGUUGUCACUUACAACACGAUAAUUCAUGGGUACUGUUCGAGAGGCAAACUCGAAAGCGCUCAAGAGAUGUUUGAUUCUAUGAGAAAUAUGGGUAUACAACCAGACUCUUACACUUAUGGUUCUCUCAUCAGUGGGUUGUGCAAGGAGAGAAAACUUGAAGAAGCAACAGCUCUUUUUGGCAAAAUGGUGUAUGAAAGGCUACUACCUACUGCUGUGACAUACAACACAUUAAUUGAUGGAUACUGCAACAAGGGGAACUUGGCAAUGGCCUUUAAGUACAGGGAUGAAAUGGUUACUAAAGGAAUAAAGCCAACUGUCUCCACAUACAAUUUGCUGGUUCAUGCCCUGUUUAUGGAAGGUAGGGCAGCCGAAGCAGAUGGCUUGAUCAAGGAAAUGGCUGAAAGGGGCUUGGCUCCUGAUGCAAUCACAUAUAACAUCUUAAUAAAUGGGCACUGCAAGGAAGGGAAUGCAAAGAAAGCCUUUGACCUGCAAGUGGAAAUGUUAAGUAGAGGGAUUCAUCCUUCUACAGUGACGUACACACCCCUAAUCUAUGUUUUGAGCAAGCAGAAAAGAAUGCAAGAGGCUGAUAACUUAUUCAAGCAGAUUGUCUGUAAAGGAAUUUGCCCUGAUGUCAUAAUGUUCAAUGCGCUGAUUGAUGGCCAUUGCAUCAAUGGGAACAUGGAGCGGGCUUUUAUGCUCUUGAAGGAGAUGGAUACUAAGAAGGUUGCUCCUGAUGAGGUGACCUACAAUACACUAAUGCAAGGGCUCUGUAGGGAGGGGAAAAUUGAGGAAGCUCGUGGACUUCUCAAUGAAAUGAAGAUUAGGGGCAUCAAACCUGAUCACAUCAGUUACAACACGCUCAUUAGUGGGUAUAGUAGGAAAGGUGAAAUGAAAGAUGCCUUUAAAGUUCACGAUGAGAUGUUGAGCAAAGGUUUCAAUCCCACUCUUCUCACUUACAAUGCUCUUAUCCAAGGGCUAUGCAGAAACAAGGAAGGAGAUCAUGCUGAAAAACUCUUCAAAGAGAUGGUAAGCAAAGGUAUUACUCCUGAUGACAGCACCUACUUCUCAUUGAUUGAGGGGCUUGGGGAAAAUGAAGGCUUGUUAGAGAACACUGGGAUGUAAUCCAUUGUUGACCAGCAGACUUUCAAAUUUCUUUUGAACAUUU